This is a messenger RNA of Onthophagus taurus, 492 nucleotides long. Its product is annotated as allergen Tha p 1-like. NCBI's taxonomy places the organism in Eukaryota, Metazoa, Arthropoda, Insecta, Coleoptera, Scarabaeidae. The record is from RefSeq and is a predicted model, not a curated record.
AACCAGAUUUAAAGAGAAAGAGUCCAGUAACGAUGAAGUCGAUUGCGUUUUUGGUAAUUCUUAUAGCUGCUGUUCUUGUAAAUGCAGCCGAGAAAUAUACUACGAAAUACGAUAAUGUUAACAUCGAUGAUAUCCUUAAUAAUAAACGGUUAUUGAAGGGAUAUACAAAUUGUAUUUUGGAUAAAGGACCAUGCAGUCCAGAUGGUGCUGAAUUAAAAACGGUUUUACCUGACGCUUUGGCCACUCACUGUGAAAAAUGCAAUGAAAAACAGAAGGAAGGCAGCAAAAUUGUUUUAAGACAUUUGAUUAAUAAGGAGCCAGCUAUUUUUGAUGAAUUGGAGAAGAUGUAUGACCCCAAAGGAGAGUACAGGAUUAGAUACAAAGAAGAGGCAGCUAAAGAAGGAAUUAAUAUUUAAGUGAUUUGAUGUAACGUUUUAUAUCAUUUUUUUUGUAUUUGAACAUAUUAAUAAAAACAGUUAGUUAUAUAUCUUA